AGAAAUUGACAAUGCAGAUAUGACUGGUCAUUUACCAAAAUGCCCUCCGAUGAACAAUUACAAAACUUUUUUUUUUGAAGCCUGCACAAUUACAAAACUUGAAAGCCGAUUUAUGUGAUGGCGGCAGCGUGUGAAGUGAGGGGCCGAAUGGAAUUAUGAUUUCGCCAGAACAGAGCCCCCAUUUCCAGCGCUGAUUCGUUGCUGUUAUCGUAGAUACAUAAUUUCGCUCUUUGCAAUUCGAAUCGGUUUUGGUGGAUCUGCGGAAAUAUCAUACGAUCUCGAAUAUUACUCGUCUAUUGGUGGAGCGGCUUGCAGUUAGAAUUACAUCUGAGGAUGAAAAAAGAAUAAGGUCUUAACUUAACUGACUUUGCAACUAUGUCUCAAGAAGAGGGUGAGAGUGGUGGGAUGCCAGAAAAUCAUGUGGCGGAUGUUGCAGAACACGAGACUAAGCAGCUUAACCCAGAUAGUUCCAUCGACAGUAAUCUCGUGAAGGAGAAUGGGCUCCAUGUUGGAAAUACACAUUCUAAUUACUACCAUGACGAACUUGUACAGAUGGUUCAGAAUGAAUAUAUGAAGUCUCAGGAUGAGGGGUUGAAGAUCCUUCUUGAAUCUGAUCAGCCUGACACACCAAAAGUACAGGAGCACGACUCACAGGCUGGGAAUGAUGAUUCUGAUAAGCCUGACCCACAAAAAAUAGAGGAGGUGGACUCAAGGGCUGGGAAUGACGAUUCUGAUCAACCUGACCCAGAGCGUGGCUCACGGGCUGGGGAUAAUGAUUCUGAUCGGCCUGACCCACAAAAUGUAGAGGAUCGUCACUCUGGGGUUGGGGAUGAUCUCAGAGAUCUCAGUGGAGAAAUUGAGUCACUGAAGAGAGAACUUCUUGAAGAAAGGCAAACACGAUAUGCUGCCGAGGAGGCUCUGAAACAUCUAAGAGCUGCACACUUGGAGGCAGAUACGAAAGCACAAGAGCUCGCUGCUAAAUUUGACGAAGCUCAAAAGAAGAUGGAUCAAGAAAUCAAGGAGCGGGAUGAGAAGUAUUCCGAACUUGACACCAAGUUCAACAGGCUUCACAAAAGAGCCAAACAACGUAUUCAGGAGGUGCAAAAGGAAAAAGAUGACCUUGAGGUUCAGUUCCGUGAAGUUAAUGAGAAAGCUGAUAUGGCUUCUUCCCAGUUGUCAGCAAUGAAGCAGGAGCUGGAGCGGACACGGCAACAUGCUAAUGAAGCAAUGAAAGCAAUGGAUGGGGAGAGGCAGCAAUUGCGAAGUGCGAACAACAAGCUCCGGGACAGCCUUGAAGAAUUACGUCAUUCUUUAAUUCCCAAAGAGAGUGCUUUGGAGGCAAUGCAACAAUCACUUAUAGAAAAAGAACAGAUGCUGGAAGACCUGCGAGGAUUAUUGCAGUUGGCUGAUGAAAAACGGCAAGCUUCACUUACAGAACUCUCUCUAAAGCAUCAGAAGCAAGUAGAGAAUUUGGAAUCCCAAAUUGCUGAGGUUUUAGCAGAGAGAAGCCGAGCAACUGAGACAAUUUCCUCUCUGCGGGCUCUAAUUGUGGAAAAAGACACCAAGAUUGCAGAGAUGGAUGCAGCUUCAAGUGGUGAAGCUGCACGACUUAGAGCUGCCAUGGAAACUUUAAAAGGAGAGCUCAACCAUCUGAAAAACGAACAUGAGAAAGAAAAAGAGGUCCUGGAAACUGCAUUGCAGUCCAUGAAAUCAAAGCUGGAGAUUUCUGAGAGUAACCGGAUACAUGCUGAAGUUGAAGCAGCAAAACUGAGAAGUCAAUUGGAGUCGGAACUUUCUGUGCAAAGUCAGCUGCUGAAUAAUAAAGAUUCUGAGCUAGUGGAAGCUAAUGACAAGAUAAAGCGCAUUGAAAGUGAAUUUGCUUCGUACAAAGUUCGAGCUCAUGCGCUGCUUCAGAAAAAGGAUGCUGAAUUAGCUUCUACAAGGGACAAUGAUCAAUUCAAAGCUCUUGAGGAAGCUCUGAAGGAUGCUGAAAAAGAAAUACUAUUGGUAACUUCAGAAAAGGAUAAAGCUCUCCAGGACCUUAAAGAUGUUCAGACAAAUUUGGAUAAGGAAAUUUUCACCAGAGAUGCAGCUCUUAGCAUAGCAGAGCAGCAGAUUAAGAGCUUGCAAUUGAAGUUUGACUCUACUCUUUCUAACCAUCAAUCUGAGAAAGAAGCAUGGGAUAAAAGCCUCCAAAAUGUGGAAGAAACAUGGCGAUUGAGAUGUGAGGCACUGGAAAGGCAAAAUGAAGAGUGUUCCAGUCAAAAUUUGGAAAAAGAAGUAGAUGAGCUGAAGUUACAAUGUAAAAAGCUGAAGGAUGAGCAACGUUCUUUUCAUGAUCUCGCUGAUAAAAUGAUGGAGGAGAAGGACAAAGAGAUUUCUAGGCUUUUGGAUGAUAAUGAGAACCUACGUCAGUUGCUGGACUCAAGGCCUUCUGUUGAAUACUCCGAGGACCAUACAGCUCUUCAUAAACAGGAAGCCUCAAAUUCUAGUACUUCAGCUGCAGAUCAACAGAUCCUAAUUUUGGCAAGACAACAAGCCCAACGGGAAGAUGAGCUUGCCCAAACGCAACGACAUAUUCUCGCACUUCAAGAGGAACUUGAAGAGCUGGAGCAUGAAAAUCGCCUUCACCGGCAGCAGGAAGCUAUGCUAAAAGAAGAACUUAGGAACAUGGAAAGAAUGCAGAAGAGGGAAGGAGUGGAUCUGACAUAUCUUAAAAAUGUCAUCUUAAAGCUUCUAGAGACAGGUGAAGUGGAGCGAUUGCUACCUGUUGUAGGAAUGCUUCUUCAGUUCAGCCCUGAUGAGAUGCAGAAGUGUCAACAAGCCUACCGCGCUUCAAAUGAAGUUCCACCUAGCCCUGCAAAUGAUUCUUCGCGAUCAGGGCCGUCUCUAUUCUCCAGAUUCUCAUUUGCAUAACAUGAUUGGAAACACUGGGAAUAAAAGAUGGAAAAGCACAGACCAAAUCUUACAGCCUUACUGGGAAAUUGAAUCAGAUAUUUUUGUAUUUUUUAUGUAGCAUAAAAUAUUGAGUAAAUGUAAUACUGUAAAACAUCUUUUGGACGGAAAUGGAAUACUUGCGAACUAAGCAGUUUGAAAUUGACUCAUAGUGUUGUACAGACGAUUUUCCUUCAACAUUCUUUGCCAAUUGAGCCAUGCUUCUUAAAUUUAAAGAAGGGCAGUUUUGUUU
Molecule: messenger RNA, 3187 nt
Organism: Salvia miltiorrhiza (redroot sage)
Lineage: Eukaryota; Viridiplantae; Streptophyta; Magnoliopsida; Lamiales; Lamiaceae
Product: protein GRIP-like
Exons: 22
Coding region: 376-2916 (846 amino acids)
Biological process (GO): reciprocal meiotic recombination
Source: RefSeq, a predicted model, not a curated record